CAAUAAACUAAAAAUGUCCCGCAACAACACCAGCUACGAAUCCAGCGAAACUCCUUCGCAUGCUCCAACAGUUUCUCCGUUUGACUGACUAAACACCUACUUUUCUUCGCCAAUAUUAUAUUCUGCAUCCCACUAGUACCGUACCAUUUGCGCCAGUUGCAACUACAGAACUGACUUCUCUCGGCGAGUUCCACAAUUUAAGCAUAUAUUUCCAAGGUCAUCGCAUCUACAUCUCAAGGUCGUUCACUCCUACAAGGUCACAUCCAAUCAAGGUCGAGAGUGCUCGAGGUCAUAUAUGUUCAAGGUCACUCGAAAACUCAAGGUCACACUGCAAGGUUGCUCGGAAACUCAAGGUCACGUUUCAAGGUCACACUUCAAGGUCACGUUUCAAGGUUGGCACCGAAGGUCAGCUCUUAAAGUCGUUUGGCACCGAAGGUCGGCGCUCAAGGGCGUCCCAGAACAUACAAACCCUAUCUACUGUAUAUGUAAGAGUAUUUUACCAAGUAAAUAUUUACAAUCUACAGAGGUUAUAUCUGCCUGAGACAGCUUCUGGAAACGUACCGUCUUCCUUGUGCCAUGA
This is a messenger RNA of Acanthoscelides obtectus, 580 nucleotides long. The record is from the annotation of a GenBank genome assembly. NCBI's taxonomy places the organism in Eukaryota, Metazoa, Arthropoda, Insecta, Coleoptera, Chrysomelidae.